Molecule: messenger RNA, 1125 nt
Organism: Endocarpon pusillum Z07020
Lineage: Eukaryota; Fungi; Ascomycota; Eurotiomycetes; Verrucariales; Verrucariaceae
Exons: 2
Coding region: 1-1125 (374 amino acids)
Molecular function (GO): oxidoreductase activity, acting on NAD(P)H
Source: RefSeq, a predicted model, not a curated record
AUGCCAACUCACCCCGCCGUCGUCACCGUCGCUCCUCGUGCGGCUCUUGAGAUUAUGCAACUACCGACCAUGGCGCCCGCAAACGCCGAAGUACGGGUGCGGGUGGAAUGGACGGCUUCGACACCACUGGACUUGCAUCAGGCGGAUGGAGGUCUGUUGGUGCAUCACCCCCAGGUCCUCGGCGACGGGGUAGCGGGGACUGUGGUGGAAGUUGGCGAGGGUGUUGAGAGGUUAGCCGUCGGUGAUAAGAGUUUGACGAUUUCGAAAUCGAGCAAGGUUUUUGGCUUCGUAUGGCGUGCCCAGAAAGAAAAAGCCCAUCAAGUCUACACGACGGCGCCAGAGAAUCUCUUCGGCAAGAUCCCCAAGGGCAUCUCACCGGAAGCCGCCGUGACCCUCCCCAACAACUUUGUUACUGCAUACCAUACCAUCGUCACCGACCUCCAACUCCCGCUUCCCUGGCCUCAUCCAGACGAUCAUCAGCCAGAACACGCAAAUACCCCUAUCCUCAUCUGGGGUGGCUCAUCCUCCGUCGGCCAAUACACCUUGCAAGUUCUCAAGUACUUCGGGUACGGCAAUCUCCUGACCACGGCCUCGGAGAAGCACCAUGAUCUGCUCAAGUCCUUCGGCGCCACCCGCUGCUUCGACUACAGAAAUUCGAAUGUCCCGAAAUUGAUCCUAGACAGUAUCCCGGACACCAAGGACGGAAAGGCGAAAGUGCCUUUCAUCCUCGACUGCAUCGGCUCAAAAGAUGGUAGCGUAGCCCCCCUCGCCCAAAUCGCUGAAAAAGGCACCAAAGUGGCCAUCCUGCUUCCCAUCAUCAUCCGCGAUGCGACCGAGAACGGGCCGGCACCUGAAUACACAUUCGACGUGCAGGGCUCAGCGGACUGGGCGGACGGGGUUGAGGUGGUCGGGGUGAGGACACAUUUCUACGCCGACAACAGCUUCCAUGCCGAGCAUCUGCAGCCGAGCAUCAUGCCGGCCAUGCUGGGACAGGGGAUCGUGAAGCCGAACAGGCACCGGAUCAUCGAGGGUGCGACGAUGCUAGAGAGGGCGCAGAGGGCAUUGGAUGCAUUGCGGAGGAAGGAGGUCAGUGGCGAGCGGUUGGUGUGGAGAGUGGCUGAUUGA